This is a messenger RNA of Taeniopygia guttata (zebra finch), 1717 nucleotides long. RefSeq names its product R3H domain containing 4 (gene R3HDM4). The record is from RefSeq and is a predicted model, not a curated record. Gene Ontology annotation, molecular function: nucleic acid binding. Lineage: Eukaryota; Metazoa; Chordata; Aves; Passeriformes; Estrildidae.
GCCCCGCCCCCGUGACGUCACUUCCAGCGGGCGGUGCCGGGCCCGGUGCCGCCGGUACGGGCCGGGGGUGGAGGCGGCGGAGGGAGGUCCCGGUGCCGGUUCUGGUCACCGUCCCGGUUCCGAUCCCAGUCCCGGCGCGCCAUGGUGGUGCUGCGGGGCGGCGCGGGCCCGGAGGAGCCGUUCCCGAGGAUCGAGGACUGCCUGCCCCUGCUGGAGGAGUCCCCGUCCAAGCGGUUCUCGCCGUCCAAGAGGAAGCAGUAUUACAUCAACAAAGCCAUCCGCAACUCCGACCUCAUCCCGAGGGCCAAGGGCCGCAAGAGCCUCCAGAGGCUGGAGAACACUCGCUUCCUGAUGACCCUGCUGGAGCAGGAUGACUGCGGGAGCGACGAGGGAGAGCUCAGCCACUCGGCCACCCCCAGCAUCUUCACCGAGGCGUGUAACAACGAGACCUACGUGGAGAUCUGGAACGACUUCAUGAACCGGUCGGGAGAAGAGCAGGAGCGGGUCCUGCUCUACCUGGAGGAGGAGGCCAGGAAGAAGCAGAGGAGGAAGCUGCCUGUCAAGGAUGAGAAGUGGAAAGAGCUGCCUGCCUACACGCCCCAGGAGUGCUUCCAGCGCAUCAGCCGCCGCCUGCGUGCCACCCUGAAGAGGGGCAGGAUCCCCAUGGGGACGCUGGAGGGGCUGGAGGAGGAGCUGCUGGCCUUCUUCUCUGUCACCCCACACUCUGUCUACACAGCACUGAUGGAUAACAGCUUCGAGCGGCUCCUGCUCCACGCGCUCUGCCAGUACAUGGAUCUCGUCUCUGCCAGUUCGGACAUCGAAGGGAAACGUCAGAUGAAAGUGAGCAACAAACACCGCGUGUUCCUGCCCCCGGAGCUGCUGCUCUCAGACUACCUGGGGCAGAUGAGCUGAUGCCCCCACAGCUGCCCUGCCCCUCCUGUGUCCUCUGCAGCCUCUCCCGGAGCCUCGGCGGGGCAGAGCCGGGGGUUUGUGGCUGUGCCCUGGCCCCGCGCAUCCCUCCUGGAACUGUUGGUGUGUCUAUUUAUAUAACCCAGGUGUUUUUAAAAAAGAAUCAGGCAGGGCCAAGCCUCCCUCUGGCGCUGACGCUCGUGGGGUGAUUUCGGCCCAGAUUUUUCUGCGGUGAAACAGCUCCCGGCGGCUGCUGAGCAAUCGCUGAGCCGGCGGAAGAGCCCCGGGGCUGCCGCGUUCCCGCAGCCCCGUGCCCACCGGGUGUCCCGGGGGGGCUCGGGGGCUCCGGAUGCUUUUACCCCACGCCCUGUGCCCUGCCCGGCCCACGGGGCUGUUUUUUAAAGUGUAAUAUAGCUUGUGUGUUUUUUAUCACGUGUGUGUAUAUUUACAUGUGUGUGUGUGUGUGUGUGUGCGCGUGUUGGAGGGGUGCAGCCCCUUUCGGGGCUCUCUCUGCCAUGGGGGCAGACGGGGGCAUUUUGGGGGUCUCUCUAUGUGCCACCCGGCUUCGUGGCAUGUGCCAAGGUUUGCUCGGGGCUGGGCGUGCCCUGGGGAUCUUUGCUGGCUGCUCUGCCCCACCGUGAUGACGCCGACUGCCAUUAACCGUGGGCACCCCCAGAGCCGGGGCAGCCCCUCGUGGGUACCCCCAGAGCCGGGGCAGCCCCUCCUGGGUACCCCAAAAGCCAGGGGCGCCCCUCGCUCCUCCUUGGCUGGUGUGGCGUUCAGAAACAAUAAAAUCGGUGCUCCCCUA